Epinephelus moara (kelp grouper) is the source of this 3900-nucleotide messenger RNA. It is a transcript of the gene wnt1, whose product is annotated as wingless-type MMTV integration site family, member 1. Gene Ontology annotation, molecular function: cytokine activity; frizzled binding. The coding region runs from base 891 to 2003 and encodes 370 amino acids. NCBI's taxonomy places the organism in Eukaryota, Metazoa, Chordata, Actinopteri, Perciformes, Serranidae. The transcript is spliced from 5 exons. Gene Ontology annotation, biological process: canonical Wnt signaling pathway; neuron differentiation; multicellular organism development. Gene Ontology annotation, cellular component: extracellular region. The record is from RefSeq and is a predicted model, not a curated record.
AAAUGUUAAUAAUGAUUGGUGUAAAAGAAGGGUGUGUUUGUGAAGGGAUUAGAGGAAAAAGGAAACGAAAUGAGCAGAAAUGUCCUUAGUCACUGCACAUUUUGAGAGCGCAUUUGGAGAGAGGAGGAGGAGAUGCGGUUAGGGAGUAGGCUAAUCCAACCACCGGGUAAAAAGGGCAGUUUUAGAUGGCUCAUAUUCCGCUGUAACUGUAUUGCACCGUGACACCAGCCUUUGAGCAGCGGCGGAGCACCAAACCGGGCGCACCCACAGCAUCUGCACCAACACAUCACUGCUUCAGGGAGCACUUCUCCUUUUCUGCAACAACUGGAUGUGGAAGCGAGCGCGCGGCCGGUGGGAAAAUACAUCUCAGCCGCACACAUUUACAGGGAAUCGAUUAUGUGAUGACCGUGAGAUUCCUCAAGUAAUAUGCGCAACUCUGUGGAUUGCCCUAUUUUUUUUUCUUUCUCUUCCUUUCUCCUUUCUGCCCAGUUGUGUUUCCUUAUUCAUUGUGCGCCCUAUGAAGAGCAUUAACUAUCCCUCCCUCCAAUCCUAUUGAAAAGGCUCCGAAAAAAAACAGAGGGAGAUGAGAGCAGCAAAUCCCUUUUUUAUUCCCCUCGUAGCGCUCAAUAAGAGAAGAAUGUGUUGCCUAUCAGUCACCGAGGGGAUCAAGUCUUCGGGACUGUCCCACGCGUUCAAUGCGCCGUGCAGAGCAUCACUGAGAGAGACAGAGUGAAGAGGACUGCAGCAGCAGCAGCAGCAGCAGUAGCAUCCUGCCUGGACACUUCACAUCAUUUAGCAACCUGUCUCCACUCAAGAUCCAUUUAAGUCAAUUAGGGCUGUCUGCUUCUCUCACCUUUCAAAGUCCUCUCACCGGACUGUGGCGUGACACGAUGAGGAGUCUGGCGCUGCUGUUAGGGGUGAAAGCCGCCUGUAUCCUGCUGGUGUCUUCGCUCUCAGGCACAGGGGCCGUCAACAACAGCGGCCGGUGGUGGGGUAUUGUCAAUGUGGCCUCCUCAUCCAACCUCCUCACCAAUUCCAAAAACGUGCAGUUGGUCCUGGACCCGAGCCUGGCCCUGCUCAGUCGUCGCCAGCGCCGGCUGAUUCGGCAGAAUCCUGGCAUCCUGCACGCCAUCGCCGCUGGGCUGCACACUGCCAUAAAGGAGUGCAAGUGGCAGUUCCGCAACCGCCGCUGGAACUGUCCGACCACCCACAGCCCAGCAGUUUUUGGGAAAAUUGUCAAUCGUGGUUGCCGAGAGACAGCAUUUGUAUUUGCCAUUACCAGCGCAGGGGUGACCCACGCUGUGGCUCGCUCCUGCUCGGAAGGGGCCAUUGAGUCGUGCACAUGUGAUUACCGCCGCAGAGGUCCCGGAGGGCCAGACUGGCACUGGGGGGGCUGCAGUGACAAUGUGGACUUUGGCCGGAUGUUCAGCCGUGAGUUUGUGGACUCCAGCGAGAGGGGCAGAGACCUGCGCUACCUCACCAACCUACACAAUAAUGAGGCUGGCAGAAUGACUGUGUCAUCAGAGAUGCGUCAGGAGUGUAAGUGCCAUGGCAUGUCAGGCUCCUGCACAGUGCGCACCUGUUGGAUGCGCCUGCCCAGCUUCCGCACAGUGGGAGACUUCCUUAAAGACCGGUUUGAUGGUGCAUCCAGAGUCGUUUAUGCCAACAAGGGAAGCAACCGCGCCUCUCACAGAGCCGACCCCAGACAUCUGGAGCCUGAAAACCCAGCUCACAAACCCCCCUCUGCCAUGGACCUGGUCUAUUUUGAGAAAUCACCAAACUUCUGCUCCUACAAUGGCAAAACUGGCACUUUGGGAACUUCUGGGAGAACAUGCAACAGCUCCUCUCCAGGCCUUGAUGGAUGUGAGCUGCUCUGCUGUGGACGUGGGUUUAAGACUCGGACUGAGAGUGUGACUGAACGUUGCCACUGCACCUUCCACUGGUGCUGUCAUGUCAGCUGCUUGAACUGCACCAGUACACGAACGUUACACCAGUGUCUAUGAUCACAGCUGGACACCAAGUGAAUAUUUAGGCAUAUAUAAAAGGCAAAGAAGAACUUCUUAACAAAACAGGUAGUUGGCUGAGAAAGCCACUAGCACGCAGAUGUUAGGUAGGAGCUAGAGAAGCUUCGAGGCGGGUAAACUGAUACAGGGAACUCUCUGGCACAAAAAAAAUCAAUCAGUGUUUAUGAAAGAGGGAGAUGGAGAAAAGCACAAAUAUAUGAACAGGGUAUAGAGGGAGUAUAUGUGCUUGCUCCCUGCCUUUGAUGCUAAACAGUAUUAAGAGGGUAUUUAAACACUACAACCACGCAGAAUGGAAAUCACCCACAUCCCUCAAGUGUUUACACUGUGGAUAAAUAGAAGUAAAGGGACGAAAUGAUGUGGCGGAGAAUCGAUUGCUGUAACCAGGUACUACUAGAGCCUUCCUCUCCCCCACUGAGGGCAGAAACUGGACACAAUGUUUCACAGAUGUUCCUGUGGCCAGAGAGCCACAAACAUGUGCUCUCAUAAACUGGUGAAGACCUCUAACAAGAGGGGAGUUAUUUAAAAAAAAAUCUGUUUUGUUUUCGUUUGCUGAAGUUUGGUUUCUCUCACAUGAAACUGUGUGAAGUUUAUCUCCAGGGAUGGGCCGUCUGUUCCCAAAUUGUGUACUUAGGCCCUGGAUGCAGCCCAACCACUUAUAAUUUCCUCACCACAUUUGCCCUUUUUAUUUAGAUUUCUCUGGAGUUGAAUACACCUCAACCCUGAUUUGCCACUCUGACUUACCACACGAUGGUCCUGAUGUUACACGGCUGGGGCCAGGGCUCCGCCAAGGAAAACAGAAACCAACUGAACAAAUCUUGCCGAGGCAAUGUAAUUUGAAUGUAUUAUCAAUACACUGAAUAUCAUGGCAUGCCUAGAUGUAGUUUGGCAAAUCUGAGGGGCCAAUAUUUAAAAAAAUAAAUUAAAUGUGACAUGCAGAAUCUCACCACGCUCUCAAAAUAAAAACUAAUGCCAUUCUGAGACGAACAUUGAAGAAAACAAAAAGACAUUAAAUUUCUGUUAAUAUAUGAGUGUAGCAGUAAACUGGUCCAGGUUUAAAGUAGGCGUACGUGUAUUACUUCAGGCGGUUACAUUUUAUUUUGAAGAGAACAGCCUCUGCUGAAGAGAUCAUUCUGUAUAUCAGCUAUGAGAACCAAAAUGCUGUAAAUAUUAAAAUAUAUGAAUAUAUUUAUAAUGACGUCAUUUGUAAGUUUGCUGAAUGAUUUAUGCACCUGUCAGUGGCAGGAGAAUAUGCUAUCAUUAGUGUCAAGUCAGGAGAUGUUUUGAUCUUAUGCCUUUUUCUAUUUUGGUGUAACGUAGCCAACACAAAACCGACUCUUGCUAGAAACAGAACAUUAUUACGUCUUUGCUUGUUCCUGUACAAACACUUGUGUUCAUGCACUGAAUAUUUCCCUUUUUUUUUUUUAAAUUAGUGUAAAUACAAAAUAUUUAUUUCUGAGGAUUUUUAUACUGUUAUAGAGAGAUGUAAGAGAAACUUUUUUUUUUUUAGAUUUUAAUCAAAAGAUUUAGGCUCCAGUUGGUUUUGUAUUGUAUGAUAGAACAAUAAAGUCUAUAUUUUCAAUUAAGUUGCCCUGCUGAAUGUGUCAAAAGUUGCUAUUAUGCCUGUUGUAGUUUCUGUGUUUGAGAUAGUUUUGACACCCAACCAAGUGAACAUAUAAGCCUGUCCCUGGGUGUCCUUUGCCUAAUCCUAUUACCACCGCCAAAGCAGCCUCUUUCUCCAGCUCACAAAACAUCCCUGCAUCUGUGCUCCCAACCACAAGAGACGGCCCUUGCUUAUCCAGCCACAUACCCUAUUUUAUACAGUAUAGGAUUUUACAGCAUUGAAUGUUUUGCUUCAUUUGCUUAAUGUUGGACAGAA